CUCGUGCUGUGGACUCUCCUACACUCUGCUGUACGGAUAGGAUAAAGAACUCGCUCACUGUUUGGCUUCUCAGUCUCUAAUUCUAACUAGUUAUGGCGGGAAGAACCGCAUUGCCGGAGCAAUGGACCCUCUACGAAGCGUACAACGAGCUUCACGGCUUAGCUCAAGAGCUAAACACUCCAUUUGACGCUCCGGCGGUACUAGUGGUGGGCCACCAGACGGACGGCAAGAGUGCGUUAGUGGAAGCUCUUAUGGGCUUCCAAUUCAACCACGUCGGCGGCGGCACCAAGACUCGACGCCCUAUAACUCUCCAUAUGAAGUAUGAUCCUCAAUGUGAGGUCCCUGUUUGUCAUCUUGUCUCCGACGAUGAUCCUACCCUUGCUCAAGAGAAGUCUCUUCACGAAAUUCAGGCAUAUAUUGAGUCUGAAAAUAUGAGAUUGGAGCGUGAGACAUGUCAAUUUUCAGCUAAGGAGAUAAUUAUAAGAGUGGAGUACAAAUUCUGCCCUAAUCUUACUAUUAUUGAUACUCCUGGACUCAUUGCUCCUGCACCAGGUCGAAAAAAUCAAGCAUUACAGAGUCAAGCUCGUGCUGUGGAGUCUCUUGUACGAGCGAAAAUGCAGCAUAAGGAGUUCAUUAUAUUAUGUCUUGAAGAUUGCAGUGAUUGGAGUAAUGCAACCACUCGAAGAGUGGUAAUGCAAAUUGAUCCUGAACUUUCGAGGACUGUUAUUGUAUCAACCAAGCUUGACACUAAAAUACCCCAGUUUGCUCGGUCAUCAGAUGUUGAAGUUUUUCUUUCACCACCUAGUAAUACACUGGAUGGUUGCAUACUGGGUGAUUCUCCCUUCUUCACAUCUGUGCCUUCUGGAAGAGUUGGUUUGAGUCAUGAUUCAGUUUACAAGUCAAAUGAUGAGUUUAAGCAGGCCGUAAACUUAAGAGAGGUGGAAGAUGUUGCCUCUUUGGAGGAAAAACUAGGCCGUCCAUUAUCAAAGCAAGAAAGAAGUAGAAUAGGUGUUAGCAAACUAAGGUCAUUCUUGGAGGAAUUGCUACAGAAAAGGUACAUGGACAGUGUUCCUUUGAUUAUUCCACUUCUAGAAAAGGAGUCCCGCCUUGCAACAAGAAAGCUGAAUGAAAUAAUUAAAGAACUCAGCAAUUUGGAUGAAGUAAAAUUGAAGGAGAAAGGGAGAGAAUUUCAUGACCUAUUCUUAACCAAGUUGUCAUUGCUGUUGAAAGGAACAGUUGUUGCCCCUCCAGAUAAAUUUGGUGAAACGCUACAGGAUGAGAGAACUAAUGGAGGGGCAUUUGUUGGUACAGAUGGUCUUCAGUUUCCACAAAAGCUAAUUCCUAAUGCAGGGAUGCGUCUUUAUGGGGGAGCACAGUAUCAUCGAGCCAUGGCAGAAUUUCGAUUUCUUGUAGGUGGUACCAAAUGCCCUCAAAUUACUCGUGAAGAAAUUGUGAAUGCAUGUGGCGUUGAAGAUAUUCAUGAUGGAACUAACUACUCUCGGACGGCAUGUGUAAUAGCUGUUGCAAAGGCUCGUGAUACAUUUGAACCUUUUCUUCAUCAGUUGGGUCAUAGACUCUUGUAUAUUCUGAAGAGAUUGCUUCCCAUCUCUGUCUAUCUUCUUCAGAAAGAUGGUGAGUAUCUAAGUGGCCAUGAAGUAUUCCUUAGGCGAGUUGCUUCUGCUUUCAACAAUUUUGCAGAAUCUACUGAAAGAGCAUGCCAUGAAAAAUGCAUGGAGGAUUUAGUGAGCACCACACGUUAUGUAACAUGGUCUCUCCACAAUAAGAAUCGGGCUGGUUUACGCCAUUUCUUGGACUCCUUUGGAGGAACAGAGCAGUCUUCCACCGGAGGCAACUCUGCACCAGCUGGUCUCUCCCAAGAGUCAUCUCUGGGCUCAAUUGCCAACGAGAAGCAUGAGAGCAAACCAAAGGCAGAAGUCAAGCUCUCCCAUGUGGCCUCAGGCAUUGACUCAGGCUCUUCUAUUCAGGCAACAGAAACAAGACUUGCUGAUCUUCUAGACAACACUCUUUGGAAUCGGAGACUUGCUCCUUCAUCUGAAAGGAUUGUUUAUGCUCUGGUACAACAGAUAUUCCAUGGAAUUAGAGAGUAUUUCUUGGCCUCUGCUGAAUUGAAGUUCAACUGUUUUCUUUUGAUGCCGGUUAUAGACAAGUUGCCUGCACUUCUCCGGCAGGACCUAGAAUCUGCUUUUGAGGAUGAUUUGGAUAAUGUUUUUGACAUUACCAAUCUACGACAUUCACUAGGUCAACAGAAACGUGAAAUAGAAAUUGAACUGAAAAGGAUUAAGAGGCUCAAAGACAAGUUUAGGUUGAUUCAUGAACAGCUUAACCUGUAUCAAGUCAAGGCUAUUCCUGCAACUGCCAAGGAAUGAAAUUCGGCAGAUAUGUGAACUAAUGCUAUGAUCGGACUUUACUUUAGUACAUUGGGCACAAUUUUGCAGAAUUUACUUUCAAUUAAUUAUAUGUUGAUUUAGUUAGAAGCUUUGUCAGUAACUAGCAUAACGGGCAUGAAGCAGUUGGACACGUUGGAACUUGGAAUUUGGAAUUGCAAAUAUAAUUUAGCAGUGAGUGCAAAUAAAA
Messenger RNA from Jatropha curcas, 2595 nucleotides. RefSeq names its product P-loop containing nucleoside triphosphate hydrolases superfamily protein (gene ARC5). Gene Ontology annotation, cellular component: cytoplasm; peroxisome; microtubule. Gene Ontology annotation, molecular function: GTPase activity; GTP binding; microtubule binding. Gene Ontology annotation, biological process: peroxisome fission. Lineage: Eukaryota; Viridiplantae; Streptophyta; Magnoliopsida; Malpighiales; Euphorbiaceae. The record is from RefSeq and is a predicted model, not a curated record.